AUGGCCUCCACAGACAAUUCGGGAAAGAGGCUUCGUCUGACCUACGACACCGAAUUGAUCCAAAAUUACAUUCAGGGCGAGAUAGUCUCCCCGAAAAAUAAGUUCGAGGCCCUCCAGACAAAGGAUGGCCACACUCUGCUCUUUGGCGUCGACUCUUCCAAUAUAUUCCAUGUCAUCGAAGAGAGCAGCGGCAAACACAGUACAGGUUGGGCGCUGAGCGAUCUUUCCACAGCGGCGAUCAGCUCUCAACUACCGGGAAAGAAGGAUACGAUGGUGAGGACAUUCGACGUCGGGCAGAGUGUUCUCGAUCAAACCAUCGGAAUGGCCAUGGCUGUUCGAGUUGAAGGGAAAGACCACCUUUUCGUAUCCCUGAAGAAUUCCAACUCGGAUACGUCCUGGAUAAAGAACCCGGAAUGGACAUUGGUCCCGUUUGAUGCCGCCAAUGAGACACAAUCAAGCAUUACCGUUGUAGGUAUCUGGUUUGCAGAGACAGAUAGCCAGAAACAAUACCUUGUUGUUGAUAUUGAUCGAUCUGGAUCGUCCACGAUGAAGGAUAUCGCACGCUACUAUGUCGAUCCGUCUAUAACUUCUGGUAGUCGCUGGGUUAAACAUGAUGUCCCGGUCGACAUCGCCGCCGGCUACUAUCAAAGCUGUAUCGGACGUGUGCACCGUGGCAGGAUCGAUGGAAUCUACACUACUGGAACCUCUGGAGGCAGCCCCCAGCUUGAUUAUGUGCCGCUUGAAAACAUCUUCGGGGAUGGACCGCCCCUUCCAACCCGGUUCAAGCUGCCAGACAACAAGAUUCCAUCCGCUAUAGCCACUGCUCGUAAGGAAAAUGGCGAGACAGACCUGUAUAUGCUCAGUGGCGAGACUCUCUAUCGCAUAGCAGCCGAGAAGCAGACGGAUGAUGCUACCGCGGACGCCGUUCUGACCAAUAGCCUGCUUUCUGGAACUGGAGUGCUACGCGCCAUGAUCCACCAAGAAGUGUUGACUCUUUUCGGCAAGAAUGGGAGUGAUCAGGUCUAUUGCCUUUCAUGCAACAUCGAAAAGGUGGCUGAUCAAAGAGCAUGGAAUGUCCCAGUUCCUAUCUCCAACGGAGUCGAGCAGAUUUCGGCGUACGUGAACAGGGCAGAUGGGGGAAACACCAUAUUCACAUCUGGUGGGGGCAGGCUAGGCAAGAUCACUCAGGACAUCAAUACUCUGUGGAAGUCACAGAAUAUCAAGCUGGCACCAUCCUCAACCACUGAAAAGGCCCUUGUCUUCAAAUCUUACACGACCUUCAUCCAUGUGAUGGAUGACAAUGAAUUAGCGGCCAGCGGUGCCACUCUGAAGGUUUCAACAGCCUCGCGCACACCCGUCUAUAUCAACGGCUUGUAUUACGUCCUUGGACAGAGUCCAAUUGAAGUCAAGGCAGACAGAACCGGCUUGAUGACGGUAAUCGAGGAGACGCCGAAUAUCAACGGUGCAACGCUCACAGUAUCAACGGAUGGAGGUAGGACACGUACUGCCAUCAACCCGAUGAAUAAGUCCUUUGAAAAGCUUGGAAAGCUCGAUUCCAAGGACUCCCUCCGUGAUGCCAGCUUUCCAUCGGAGACGCCUGGAGGGGGGGUUGUGGGAACACCGAAGAAAAGUCCGCUGGUAGAGCAAUCGACCAAGGAUAGCGACCUCGAUAAGGUCGCCGCAAAUAUGGCAGGGCUGAACAAGGCGUACUCUCAUGUUAAAACUGCCAAACCCGCAGGGCGAAGCCUUCACGGCAACCUCCGAGCCAUAUCAAGUGGGGACUUCGAGGUUAUUUGGCAUGAGGCAACGCAGGCAUGGCACUUCGUCGUGACGAUCGCCGGGGAUAUCUACCGCGCCAUUCUAGACACCGUGGAGGCCGUUAUUGCUGCUGUCGAGUGGAUUUUUAAUGCCAUCAAGACGGCGAUCAAGGCGAUUAUUCAAUUUAUAGAGUUCUUGUUUGAAUGGGACGACAUCAAACGGACCAAGAAUGUGCUCUACAAUAUUUCGAAACAGUUCUUUCAGCAUCAGAUUGACAGCAUUGGGGACGCCAAGAGCACCUUUAACAAUAAAAUUGAAUCUGUGGAGAAAUCUCUCAACGAAUGGGCUGACGUCGACUGGUCACCUCUUGGGGAUAGCAUGAGCAAGCCUGCGUCGAGCAGCAGCAAAAGCAACUCCCAGAAUCAAACGCCUGGCUCUCAGUUGCUAGUUCAUCAUUACAAGAACAACGCCAACAGUGUCAGUGUUGUCGCUGACUCGCCGUUUUCUGGGGAUAUCAAUAAGGACCCUGCUCAGAGAGCCCUUAACGAUCUACAUAGCGCACUGUCUAAAGAAGAUAAAGUGAUUUCCGGCUUUCGCGACCAGAUUGGAGAAGUGGCCAAGCAAUUCGCGACAAUGACCAUCGAGGACGCUAUCAAGAAGAUCGUGGCUAUCUUAGUUGAUGGCAUCCUUGCCAGCGUGGAGGUGGUAGUCGAUGCCCUCCUGGAUCUACUGCAGGAUCUGGCGACAGCAGUAGUGGGUAUGGUGGACGCAAAGCUUCAUAUCCCCAUUAUUUCUGAUAUCCUGAAUGCCAUUGGUAUCCCGGAUAUCUCUUUUCUUGACCUCUUCACCUGGGUUGCGGCUGUCUGCUACACCGUCGUGUAUAAGAUCGCAAAGGGAGAGCCUCCCUUUCCGGACAACAAGGAUGUACAAUCUGUGAUCGAUGCCAGCAGCUGGAAUGAUCUAAUUAACAAAUUGCAUCCUCCUGCAGCAUCCUCAGUCGCUUCUAGCGCCCUCUAUGCCAUGCCCGUCUCGGGGCUCGCCUCUGCGUCAGCUAUGACUCCCUCAAGCAAGCCAACCGUUCUCCAGGAUGUCAUUUUCAUCACUGGACACUCCGUGAGUGGAAUAUGCGGAGUCCUUGGUGCAUUUGUAAACGCCGCAGAAGCUGAGUUUCCAACUGGUGACAACCCGAUGUCCACACCAUCAGCCAUCCUUGGGUUCAUUGGCGCAGCAUCCGAAGCCGUGGCCGAUAUUGUGUCACCAAAGGAUCCCCUUGAGGAGCCUAUCUUCAGUGCGCUUAGCACCGCCACGAGUGUCACGACUGCAGUCUCCAAAAUUGUGUUCAGUAGCUAUGGUCAGAAAAGGCUGAGCAGAUUGGGAUUACCCACAGCUGAAGACCCACGCGGUAUGGGCGCGGGGAUUAACGUGUUACUGGUGGGUGUCGGUGCCGCCACAACAAUCAAACAUUUUGUGGAGCUGGCCAAAGAUCCAGCUGGAAAAGACCGGUCAGCUGCGAUUGUCGGGGAAGUCUCAAAUCUGACUUCUUAUAUCAGCCGAAUCUCGUAUGCAUUGGCUGUCAAUGAUAUCGAGGAAGACACGCGGCAGGUAGUCAUCGCAGUUAUGACUGUGAGCAAUCUAAUCACAGCCGGUCUCCAGAUAGCAGAGGCGAUUGUUGAUUAA
Messenger RNA from Aspergillus nomiae NRRL 13137, 3435 nucleotides. RefSeq lists its product as uncharacterized. Bases 1 to 3435 code for a protein of 1144 amino acids. Lineage: Eukaryota; Fungi; Ascomycota; Eurotiomycetes; Eurotiales; Aspergillaceae. The transcript is spliced from 2 exons. The record is from RefSeq and is a predicted model, not a curated record.